This is a messenger RNA of Stylophora pistillata, 1975 nucleotides long. Its product is annotated as solute carrier family 67 member A2-like. Lineage: Eukaryota; Metazoa; Cnidaria; Anthozoa; Scleractinia; Pocilloporidae. The record is from RefSeq and is a predicted model, not a curated record.
AUGCCUCGGUCUAUAUACGGUGCCCUUCAAUUCUUUUCCAGUCCUGUCAUGGGCAAACUGAGUGAUAUAUUUGGAAGAAAAAAAGUUCUUUUGAUUAGCCUCUUUGGUGCAGCUGUAGGUUAUAAUCUGACAGGAAUUCCAACAACAUUACUUUUUCUAGCACUGAGCAGAGUUCCAGUAGGGAUUUUCAAGCACAGUCAAAGUGUUGCAAAGACAUAUCUUUCAGAUGUCUCACCCUCUAUUGAUCAUCCUAAAGUGUUUGGGAACUUUAAUGCAUUUUCCAGUCUAGGUUUUGUAAUUGGUCCUUUGAUAGGUGGACACUUGGCCAUGCAGUCAAAUGGUUUCUCUAGGGUGACUGCCUUAACUGGAUGCACCUCCACAUCCAAUGGAACAAGUAUAUGCAAAAUUUCUUCAUUGAGUUCAUCACUAGAUUUGAUAGUAAUUCGUUUUGUGAUGGGAUUUUCGAUGCUAGUCUUUCGCAGCAAUUUCACCUCCAUGUUAGAGUUCCACUUCAAUACUAGUCCAAAAACCAAUGGCUAUAUUAUGUCUUACAAUGGUCUAGUUGGUGGUUUUUCUGGAAUUCUAGUGGGAAAGAUAGCAAAAUUGUACAAUCACAAUGAUGCAAAGAUGCAACUUCACUUCUCACUAAUUCUUAUGGCAUCACUUCUAGGCAUAACAUUUUCACCCAGCAUAUUGUUUAUUCCAAUCUUCAUUACGCCACUGGCAAUCUCGAGUGCAGUCUGCCGUGUCUGCACAACUAAUCUGACUUUCCGCAGGGGCAGGGAGGAUGAGAAAGGUGUCAUGUUAGGGAUAGGGAACUCAUUACUGUCAUUUGCACGAAUGAUUUCUCCUGCUUUAGGUGGGUUUGCUCAGGAGGUUAGUGUUUAUGGGCCUGGUUGCAUUGGUUCCCUUAUAGCAGGCAUGGGUGUUGUUAUCAUGGUACUCUUCCCACCUGAUAGACCCAGAGUAAACAAAAGGGAGAAGAAAGAGCAGUGAGAACUACAUAUGGCAGUAUGCUUUUGAUUUCAUCCAUUUUACAAAGAGCCAUUUCCAAAUAUUUUAUGCCAUAAAAGUCAGAGUAUUAUGAUCAUAUCUUUAAAAAGGAUAUCACUUACUCGUUUGGAAACAAAGGGUAGAAGGGAUGAGAAUGGUUAAAAAUAGGGAGCAUUAAUUUAAGCAGACAAGUGAUGAGAAUAGUCGAUCUAAAGCUGAAUUCUCCAAACUAACAUCAUAAGAGUUGUAUGGCAGACAGUAAGGAGAAUUUCUAAUGGAUUGUAGGAGUGAAAGCUUGGAGUUCAAAUAAAAGGAAAGAUUAGAUGCUAGCCAACUGUUUUGGCUAGCAUCUAAGCAUGUUCAAGACAAGCAUUUACCACUAUCCACACAAUUCUGGAGUAAAAUCCUAAUCAUAGUGCCAAUGCUAGUCUUGGAUUUUCUUUACUUGGGGCAAAGUAUUCUUAUAAAGUUUAUAAGUAAAUCUUUAUUUCUUUGAAAAAUUAAAAUACAUAUCAAUAUAAUUGAUAUUUCAAUGUUGAAACAACUCUAAAUUUAUUUCACUGGGAAAUUUUGACAAAUUAAUUCUUUAUUCCCACAUGUACAGUUACUGGUUCCCUGAAUUGCAAAAUUAUUUACUGUAUCAUUGAAAAUUGUUUUAAAUUGUGUGUUCUAUAUAUAAUAUUUGUACCCAAUCUCUGGGAGAUGUUGGCCAGUGCAGGACGGAUAAUUAGUCACUGUCAGUGCUAAUUAUUUUAAAUUUCUGGUAUACAUGUAGAUGUUAUUUUUGUGUGGAAUUCGACAUGUGAGUGAUGUCAUAUUUUGUGUAAAAUACUUGCAGAUAACAUACAUGUAUAAGUAUUUGUCUAAAACACAUUAAAUGUAAUUCAAUCUAUAUUCAGUUUACAGGCAAGCAACAACACUUCAGACCAUUAUGGUUGUACUGUAGUAAUUCUUGCAUUUCAAAUAUAAGAAUUUUAGAAAA